AUGACCAAUCGAGAAGAACGGCAGAGCACGAUGUACCGCACUAGGAUCACGAAGAUUCAUCAUCCGUGCAAACCUAUGACGCAGGAGAGAUUGAAACCAUCGCCGAUCGACAGAGUAUGCCGACGCAUUACGCUGACAUGGAAUCCGAUCCCCAACAAUACACAUCGCUACACCCUCUGCCGCUGCAUCUUACGCAGAUCUAGCCCCUCAAAGUUCGUCCCGGAGCUGACGAUCCUCAUCUCUGGCAUAUGCCCCCGGCACAACAAUCAUGGGAGAAUGCACAAGGGCUACGGAGAUCAGAAUUACCAUCAAGACCCGUACUUCGACCAGUUCGGUGGCUACAACGCCUUCCGUCUGAGGGUGUUUGUGGAUUUCCCCGGCAUUUAUCUAAAUGUCCUGGGCCGGCAUGCGUUCAUAGCGGAAGAUGAGAUGGAUACCCUCGUCGCCGACUUCGAAAGAGUUGAUUUCCAGCCUGGAAGCCCGGCUGUUGCCGCUAGAGUGGAAUAUCUUUAUGAAGUAUAUAACGAACACCACGAACAUGGUGUCGAGCUACCGGAGCAUGUCGUGGAGCUUCUACGUGAUCGAACCCCUGCCAACGAGACAAGCAAGUAUCCUGGCAUUCCGGUUGAAAGAGACCACUUCACGGAAUGGGCUGCAAGCCCCAGGAUGCGGGAGGUGGAAGUGAUUCUGCGUGGUAAAUGGGCAGGAUUGCCGCAUUGGGCGGUUAAGCCAUAG
This is a messenger RNA of Aspergillus uvarum CBS 121591, 735 nucleotides long. RefSeq lists its product as uncharacterized. The coding region runs from base 1 to 735 and encodes 244 amino acids. The transcript has a single exon. Lineage: Eukaryota; Fungi; Ascomycota; Eurotiomycetes; Eurotiales; Aspergillaceae. The record is from RefSeq and is a predicted model, not a curated record.